AUGCCCGGCGGCGCUGCGCCCCCGCCCUCCGGGGCUACAGACUUGACAUCGCGCGUCGAAGCGCCCGUGACCCUCAAGGCCUACCUGAUGUGCGUCUUCGCGGCCUUCGGCGGCAUCUUCUUCGGCUACGACUCGGGCUACAUCUCGGGCGUCAUGGGCAUGGAGUACUUCAUCCACGUCUUCGAGGGCGCCGGCGCGACCGCCCUCCCCGCCUGGAAGAAGUCGCUCAUUACAUCCAUCCUAUCGGCGGGCACCUUCUUCGGCGCGCUCAUUGCCGGCGACCUGGCCGACUGGAUCGGACGGAGGGUAACGGUAAUCCUGGGCUGUCUCGUGUUUAUUGUGGGCGUGGUGCUGCAGACGGCGAGCGCCGGGUUGGGAUUGAUCGUGGCCGGGCGGUUGGUCGCCGGCUUUGGGGUCGGGUUUGUCUCGGCCAUUAUUAUCCUGUACAUGUCCGAGAUUGCGCCCAGGAAGGUCAGGGGCGCGAUCGUGUCCGGAUAUCAGUUUUGUAUCUGUGUCGGCUUGUUACUGGCCUCGUCGGUGGAUUAUGGCACCCAGGAGAGGAACGACAGCGGCUCGUACCGGAUUCCCAUUGGACUGCAGAUGGCGUGGGCCAUGAUUCUGGCUACAGGCCUGUUCUUCCUGCCCGAGUCGCCAAGGUUCUUCGUCAAGAAGGGCCAGCUGGACAAGGCGGCGGCUACGCUGGCCAGACUCAGGGAUCAACCGGUUGAGUCUGCCUACAUCCAGGAUGAGUUGAUGGAGAUUGUGGCCAACCACGAGUUUGAGAUGAGUGUCAUUCCCCACGGCAACUACUUCCAAAGCUGGGCCAACUGCUUCAGAGGCUCGCUGUGGGACUCGAAGAGCUACCUGCGGAGGACUGUUCUGGGAACUUCAAUGCAGAUGAUGCAGCAGUGGACCGGCAUCAACUUCGUCUUCUACUUUGGCACGACCUUCUUCCAGCAGCUGGGCACCAUCCAAAACCCCUUCCUCAUCUCUCUCAUCACAACCCUCGUCAACGUCUGCUCGACCCCGGUGUCAUUCUACACCAUGGAACGCCUGGGCCGGCGGCCACUGCUGAUAUGGGGUGCCCUGGGCAUGUGUAUCUGCGAGUUCAUCGUGGCCAUCAUCGGGACCUGCUUGCCGGACAAUGACAAUGCUGUCAAGGCCAUGAUUGCCCUGAUCUGCAUCUACAUCUUCUUCUUUGCCACGACAUGGGGACCUGGCGCGUGGGUUGUCAUUGGCGAGAUCUUUCCGCUGCCGAUGCGCGCGAAGGGUGUUGCGCUGUCGACGGCGUCCAAUUGGCUGUGGAACUGCAUCAUCGCCGUCAUCACUCCCUAUAUGGUGGAUCCCGACAAGGGAAACCUCGGCGCCAAGGUGUUUUACAUCUGGGGCAGUCUGUGUGCCUGCUGCUUCGUCUAUGCCUACCUGCUGAUCCCGGAGACCAAGGGCUUGACGCUCGAGCAGGUCGACCAGAUGCUGUCGGAGACGAAUCCGAGGACCAGCGCCAAGUGGGUGCCGCACAGCACCUACGCGGGCGGCGAGGUGAAGACAGAGAAGGAAGUCGGGCAUGUCGAGAUGACGGACCGCGAGAGUGUAUAG
This is a messenger RNA of Parathielavia appendiculata, 1596 nucleotides long. RefSeq names its product general substrate transporter. Gene Ontology annotation, biological process: transmembrane transport; carbohydrate transport. Gene Ontology annotation, cellular component: membrane. The transcript is spliced from 3 exons. Lineage: Eukaryota; Fungi; Ascomycota; Sordariomycetes; Sordariales; Chaetomiaceae. The record is from RefSeq and is a predicted model, not a curated record. Gene Ontology annotation, molecular function: carbohydrate:proton symporter activity. Bases 1 to 1596 code for a protein of 531 amino acids.